AGCGAGCUCGUUCCUUUUUCUCUCUUUUCACGCUGGGUAGAUGCAGAACGGGCGCCAUUCUCAAGGGCCUCCAUUCAUCGACACGGGCUACAGACCACGCCAUGACUCCGACGUCGGCUCAGAUGGCACAAUGACAGAGCGCAGGUGGGGCUCUGCAUCCCUCUCUGAUCCUUCGUCGACGCGCACCAACAACGGCAGAGCACACACGUCCACCGUCCCCGCCGACUCUGCGCGCUCAAACUCGGACGACACCCUCCCCAACACUGGCCCCAUCAUCCCCUACUGGUCUGCCAAACACCAUCUCACAUGCGGCAACACGUCCUUCCGCCCCUCUUACGUCAGCAAGCUCUUUCCCUUGCACGGCUCAGCUCCUGACAAGCUCAAGACCGCCAACGCAGCCUUGGUGUUGUGUCUGAACAUUGACGUUGACCCGCCCGACGUCAUCAAGACCACCCCGCCCUCGAAGCCAUCGGCACCAACCUCCAGCACCAAUUCGAAGGCCUCUCCCUCCAAAUCACAAACCCAUCCUCAACCCCUCCUACGAGGAUCUCAGGCACUUCUGCAUGACCCUCUGCAAACAGGCCAAGGACGACACUGUCUGCUUCUACUACAACGGCCACGGCGUACCCAGGUCUUCACCGCCGUCACAGACACGAUUGCAAGGACGACCUUCCCGCCCGACAUCUUCACGCGCCUAGCGCAUCAUGAAGAACUACCACUGCACCCCGCACACGCACCCCGCCCUCCUGUCUACAACACGCACCAAUUCUGGGCAGCAUGGGACCUUGCCGUGGACACCUGCCUCCGCCAGCUGCCCAACCUGCUCGAAAAGAACACAGUGUUGAUCCCGCCCAAUCCGAAUCCAGGCCAGACGCGGCCGCGCAAGGGGCAGCAGCAGGCACAGGAGCCCGUGCAGACGGUCGCGCCCGAGAAGCAGCACCAAUACGUCCUGAGCCGCUUCGUCACGGACCAGCUCACCGCGUGCGAGGUGUGGAUAUCCGACGGGCUCGACGGUGUCAACAGCGACGCGGCCGCGGCGGCGCGCUUUGUAUUUCUGCGUUGCUUGCAACGUUGGAUUCCGCAAGGUGUUGUGCAGACAAACCAUGGUGCCGGGUAG
Molecule: messenger RNA, 1117 nt
Organism: Coniophora puteana RWD-64-598 SS2
Lineage: Eukaryota; Fungi; Basidiomycota; Agaricomycetes; Boletales; Coniophoraceae
Exons: 5
Coding region: 41-1117 (358 amino acids)
Biological process (GO): TOR signaling; cellular response to amino acid stimulus; cellular response to starvation
Cellular component (GO): TORC1 complex; cytoplasm
Molecular function (GO): protein-macromolecule adaptor activity
Source: RefSeq, a predicted model, not a curated record